Molecule: messenger RNA, 3215 nt
Organism: Salvelinus fontinalis (brook trout)
Lineage: Eukaryota; Metazoa; Chordata; Actinopteri; Salmoniformes; Salmonidae
Product: mucin-5B-like
Exons: 4
Coding region: 607-2484 (625 amino acids)
Biological process (GO): inhibitory postsynaptic potential
Cellular component (GO): postsynaptic density
Source: RefSeq, a predicted model, not a curated record
CAGAGGAUCAGUUAGUGCCGCGGAGCACCGGAGUCAGCAACACAGACAGAGAGAGAGAAAGAGAGUGACAGAGGGGGGGGGGAAGAGCUGGACUAAGACAGACGAACUAACUGGAGGCGUGUGAGAGAGAAAGGAGGAGAGAAAAUAGGUGUGUGGACGGGAGCAGAGGAAGAGCGUAGAAAGGAGUGGAGAGUGAAAAAGAGAUGGAUGGAAGAAGCUGCUACACCUUUCUUCUCUCAUCCAAUAAAGAACUGAAUCACAUGUUUUCAUUAAUGACCCAGAGGUAUGAGGACCAAUCGUCAGACUGAGUGCUGACGUCAUACCAGUGACAGAGGCAGAAUUGGGACCACCAUGGAUUCUAUGGCAAAUGAGCAACAGUACUCUCACACACUGUAACUCAUAUUCUCUCUGUAUACCUCUCUCUCUCUCUCUCUCUCUCUCUUUCUCUCUCUCUCUCUUUCAAAAACACUCUUCACACUUGGAUAAAACAGAGACCAGUAACUCAUCUCUCCACUCAGAUAUAAGACUGCCUCUCACAACUGUGAUGUCACAGAGUGGCUCCUCCUCUUCCAGCUCCUCUGGGGGCUGAGCCAAUUGGCUGGGGCUAUGGGUAGAAGGGUGGCUGAUCCGACAAAUCCAGUGCCUGCGCUGGGGGUGCCCCUGGCGGGGGGGCGAUGGGGUCCGCUGUGCAGCGUGGGGGUGCAGACCUCCCCUGGCCUUAGGACCCUCCCGUCAAUCAAACUCAAACAACCAACCAGCAUGCAGCACCCAGAGACAAGGCGGAGUAACAACCAUGUCACCACGGUAAUGAACAUGCCCUCGGAAACAGUUUUUUCUUGUAAUUCGUGCAGCAGUGGCGGCAGCGGUGGAUUUGCCGUUUCCAAGGAGACGAGUCAGAAUGCGAUCAAUAGUCUGACACAGGACGACAUGGGGUCACAGGGGUCAGGGGGCGGGGUCUACUGUCAGAUCAAAACCAUAAGGACCAAUCCCAGGGAGUCUGGUCACAGGUCCAGCGGGAAACGGACGUCUCGAUACACCAAUGGGAGUGUGGUUGCCCCUGAGGUGGUGGGUGGGGUAUGUACUGAGGGUGCCGAGUGGAACGAGCCAAUCAGAGAGAGGAGGAGGGUCCAGUCUCUGAGAGGGGAGGAGUCUCGCCCUGUGCUGAGGUCAGGGAGUGUGUCUCAGUCUGUGAGCUCUCACGUCACGCCUCCAAGACCCUGUAGAAUGAUGACAUCAUCAUCGCCCCGUCUCUGUGGAACCUGCGGGCGUAGACAGUCCCAGGCCCCACCCACUUGCAUGGCAACUGCAUGCCGCAGGCGAGCGGCCAAUAAGACCACAGAGAGCCAGACCCUCCCGAAUCCUCCCAGGAAACAGUCCGUACUCCUCAACCAGAACCGGAAAGACUCCCCUGUACUGAACACACACACACACACACCACCAACCCCGCACAAAGCUGUGAAGAACACUCAAACACAAACUCAGACAUUGCCCUCUCCACACACAACCCAAAAGACACACACGCUCACAAAAGAUUCACCUGUGCCCACAUGCUCCAACACUAAGGAUACACAACACACACAUACAGACCCAGAACCCAGUUUACCCAGGUUACAUCAGAAAGAAACACACACACAGACAGCAGACACACACUCACACACCGCAGAGAAACACACAUCUAGGCCAAAUAAAUCCACAAAUAAUAUUCCAGCUACACAGCCUUUUCCAGACAAAAACACAGAGACGUCAUCUGACAACCAACACACACCACCAAACUCAUCUACACAAGUCACCCCCAAGCCACCACCCCCAGUCCUCCUCAUAGGCAAAAAAUCCUCGGCCUCUGCACUUCUCCCACCUAAAACCUCCCCCAACCUCUACCACACUGUCCAGUUGAACCCAAAACCAGCACCCCCUGUCCUUCAGACCCAACCCAAACAUACACCCCUCACCCCCUCCCUGCUCUCCAUAAUACCACCAGCACAACCAAUCAAAAUAGAAGACUCCAAAACCCCUGGCCAAUCAAAAGAUGCAAAUGCUCUGCAUGCUGCCCAUGUGGCCCCACAAUGCAAUGGGGCACCAGGAGGUCUGGCGGGGUUACCAGGAGGGGUACAGGGGUGUGUGUCGGGGGGCCUCCACGGGCGUCUUCACAGCGUGGAAGAGAGUCUGCUCUCCAACCAGGAGAAGAUCAAAGUCCUCCUCAACGUUAUCCAAGACCUGGAGAAAAGCAAGGCCCUCAGCGAAGGGCGCUGCUCUUACAGAACUGGGCAGGAUAUCAACAACUGCCCCACCUGUCAGAAGACUGCCUGUAUCAUAUACAGUGUGGAGCAUGACUUCAGACAGCAAGAGGGGAGGUUCCAGCCAGUGAUGGAAACUCUAGAUGGGGUUUACGAUGUCCCCCUCCCUGUCCCCAAACCUCCCCCCUCCCGCCCCAGCACCAAGGCCCGCGUCAAGAAGCUACGCAAGAAGUGUUUCUGGUGGCUGUAGAUACACAUCCGUCGCCGGGGGGGUACAGUCGCCAUGGAGAAGUUGCGGGCUGCUGUUACCAAAGGGAUUGGACAGGUGUGGGUCGAUGGACCAUGGCGACUGUUCCUGUGUCUUUGAUGUUGCUAUAGGAACUGUACAGCUAUUAUGGUAUCUGAGCUACAGAGAUGCUACACCUGAGAAACAGUUGGAGUGUGGAUAACAUGGAGAACAAUACGUUACCAUGGGCAACUCUAUGAGGUGUGGACCAACUGAUAGAGUUCAAGUCUUGGGAUCACUGGUUACUGGAUUUUGACGAGACACUAAACUGAGUGACUUUGUCCCCGACCAACAGAGUUACUGUGCUACUGUGCUAGGUUGGACACAUAAGGGACACGGUUUAAGAGUGUCUAGUGGUGACUCUGUUAGGUCAAAGGUCCCAGUGCUUGAACAUAGAUGAGCACCUAUUCACAUUCCACUACGUACAGAGUGACCAGCCCAUCUACAAUCCCUUCAGAGAGUGACAGGCCACGUAACCAAUCAACACACGCUUUCACCAGGUUUCUCCCGCAAUACGCAAAACAAAAAAGUUACUGAGUCAUACUCAGCACAAACAAUAUACACACACAGUAUAGCACUAAACACAUCACUUACACACACAGACAGACACACGCGCGCACACACACACACACACACACACACACACACACACACACACACACACACACACACACACACACACACACACACACACA